AUGAACUCGACACGCGAUCCAUUCAACCUCCGCAGCAAAGUAACCUUCAAGACACCCUCUGCCUUUAGCAUCCUCCAGAACGCCGCCAACAAGACCGCCUCGCAAGCCGUGCAAUCGGGCAAGCAGGCAGUUCAGGCCACGAAACAGGCAAUUCAGGACUCCGACAUGUCCUUCGCCAUCCCGCGCAACGUACCCAAUUUCGAGAGCGCGCAACGCAAGUUUGAAGAUAAUGUGUGGAAUAAGCUUCCGGGGAACGAAAAGGGCUUGCCAAUGUACAAAGACAAGCCUUCAGGAAAAGUUUACGGAUAUGGUGGUCCGAGAGGAAGGAGGGGUUUUGUGAGGAGCAAGAGGGGAAUGGGGUUAAUAGCGCUGGUGGUACUGGGGCUCUUCUACUGGUUCGGAUGGUCGAGUGGAGGUACAAGCGUCAGUGUAGCAGAAGAUGAGAAGGACAGAGGGAAGAGCCUGGCGUCCAAGAUUGGUGGAAGCGCUACAGGAACGAAGAGCAAAAUCGACUGGGAGAAGCGGAGACAAGCAGUCAAGGAUGCCUUCUUAUUGAGUUGGAACGCAUACGAGGAACACGGUUGGGGCUAUGACGAGUACCACCCAGUUUCAAAGAAGGGACGAUACAUGGCUGAACCCAAUGGCCUAGGUUGGAUCAUCGUGGACGCGCUCGACACACUCAUGAUCAUGAAUCUGACCCAGGAAUACAAUCACGCCCGCGAAUGGAUAUCCACGACUUUAGACUAUGACAAGAAGCAGGAUGUCAACACUUUUGAAACGACGAUUCGCAUGCUUGGUGGUCUGCUGUCGGCACAUUAUCUACAAGACUUACUCCCUGGAAUGAAGCCUUCGAAUGCAAAUGACGAGGACCUCUUCCUAGAGAAGGCAACGGAUCUUGCUGAUCGCCUAAUGGGCGCAUACGAUUCACCUUCAGGUGUACCUUGGGCUAGUGUCAUUCUCAAGGAUUCCAAGGGUGAAGCCUCACAUGCCGAUGGAGGUGCGUCUUCUACAGCCGAGGCAACAACUCUCCAACUCGAAAUGAAGUACCUCGCUUUCCUGACUGGCGAAUCACAAUACUGGACUUCAGCAGAGAAGGUCAUGCAAGUCGUUGACAACCUCGGUGCCAAAGACGGUCUGCUUCCCAUCUUCAUCUACGCAGACAGAGGCACGUUCCGCGGCAGCGAGAUCCGAUGGGGCAGCCGUGGAGACAGUUACUACGAGUACCUCCCUAAGCAGUACCUACAGACGCAAAAACACGAACCAGUGUACCAAGAAAUGUGGAAGGAGUCUCUCAAAGGCGCAAAGAAGCACCUCCUCACCUACACAAAGCAUAGCCACUUCACCGUCCUAGCAGAGCGCCCCAACGGCAUAGAAGGAAACCUGCACCCCAAAAUGGACCAUCUCGUCUGCUUCCUCCCAGGCACCAUCGCCCUCGCUGUCACCGAGGGCGCCACCCUCGCCGAAGCCCGCAAGCUGCCCACAUGGGGCAAGCAACAAGAAGAAGACAUAACCCUCGCCCGCGAACUCACAAAAACCUGCAUGGGCAUGUAUAAAGUCACCGCCACAGGCCUUGCCCCUGAAAUCGCCCACUUCGUCCUCGACGACCCUCCCAAAAUGUACCGCACCGAGAUCCUCGCCUCAAAAUCUGAGCUCGAUACUAGCGUCGCUGACGGCGAGGCCUGGAAGAGCGACUUUGAUAUUAAACCCGCGGAUACGCAUAACCUGCAGCGUCCCGAAACCGUCGAGUCGCUACUGUACAUGUGGCGCAUCACGGGCGAUGAAAUAUAUCGCGAGUGGGGCUGGGAAAUGUUCGAAAGCUUCGUCAAGCACACGAUUGUGCCUGAGAAUGGCGGAUUUUCCAGUGUGGGAGAUGUGACCAAAGUGCCGCCCCCGACAAGAGAUAAUAUGGAGAGUUUUUGGUUGGCCGAAACGCUGAAAUACAUGUAUCUCCUCUUCUCACCCAAUGACCUCUUGCCGCUCGAUCAAAUCGUAUUCAACACAGAAGCUCAUCCUUUUCCCCGCUUCGAUCCGAGCAAGAAGCGGUUCAAGACGGGUUGGACGCGUAUACCGAGGGAUGAACAGGGGAAUCUCAAGCCCCAGAAGGCGGAUGAGAAGAAGACUUCGUAA
Messenger RNA from Bipolaris oryzae ATCC 44560, 2127 nucleotides. Its product is annotated as glycoside hydrolase family 47 protein. Gene Ontology annotation, molecular function: mannosyl-oligosaccharide 1,2-alpha-mannosidase activity; calcium ion binding. Gene Ontology annotation, biological process: N-glycan processing; carbohydrate metabolic process. NCBI's taxonomy places the organism in Eukaryota, Fungi, Ascomycota, Dothideomycetes, Pleosporales, Pleosporaceae. The transcript is spliced from 2 exons. Bases 1 to 2127 code for a protein of 708 amino acids. Gene Ontology annotation, cellular component: membrane; endoplasmic reticulum. The record is from RefSeq and is a predicted model, not a curated record.